Molecule: messenger RNA, 1349 nt
Organism: Vespula vulgaris
Lineage: Eukaryota; Metazoa; Arthropoda; Insecta; Hymenoptera; Vespidae
Gene: bai
Product: transmembrane emp24 domain-containing protein bai
Exons: 5
Coding region: 254-883 (209 amino acids)
Biological process (GO): endoplasmic reticulum to Golgi vesicle-mediated transport; Golgi organization; intracellular protein transport
Cellular component (GO): endoplasmic reticulum-Golgi intermediate compartment; endoplasmic reticulum; COPII-coated ER to Golgi transport vesicle
Source: RefSeq, a predicted model, not a curated record
UAAGAGUCAUAUGAUCGAAAGAAUAUAUACCAAGAAUAUAUACCAUAACAAUUUUCUCGGUCGUAAGGUCGACACAUAGGUAUGCGACCUAAUACUAAUUAUAAAUUCCACAUAACUCCUAAUGGCUGCCAACUCAUCAGAAUGUUGACAAACGAGCAAUUCGUCUUAUAAUAUUUUUAGAAAAAUAUCGAUUUAUUUUCAACUAUUUAAAAGAAAAUUGUUUAUUCUUAUCGUCGAAUAAAAGUAAACCACGAUGAAUAAUACGAGCAUCGGAAUAAUUCUUCUAAUUUUAAUGGUAACUAAUGUCAACUGUAUCAGCUGGUAUUUGGAACCAAAUACUCACAAGUGUUUAAAAGAAGAUGUUCAAGCAAAUGUACUGGUUACGGGAGAAUACGAUGUUUCCGAAGCAAUGGGUCAAAAAGUUGAUUACGUGAUCAAAGAUACCAAAGGACAUAUACUUUCUCAGAAAGAAGAUAUUCCACAUGCAAAAUUAUUAAAGUUUUCAUUUAUCACCGAAACAGCGGAUACCUUCGAAGUUUGUUUCAUUUCACAUGUGCCAAGUCAUCAACGUGGUAUGAAACAAGAAAUUACGCUUGUUACAAAACGUGGUAUUGAAACAAAAAAUUAUGAAGGUAUUGCAGAAGCAGCCAAAUUGAAACCUGUGGAAGUAGAAUUAAAACGCUUGGAAGAUUUAUCCGAAGUUAUAGUACAAGAUUUUGCACGAAUGCGUAAGAAUGAAGAGGAAAUGAGGGAUACUAAUGAGACAACCAAUGCUCGUGUGUUGUAUUUCAGUAUAUUUUCUAUAUGUUGUCUUUUAGGACUCUCUACUUUGCAAGUGUUUUAUUUAAGACGUUUUUUCAGAGCAAAAAAACUGAUAGAGUAGAAAAUGUAUUCUUUCCAUUCAGAAUAUAUCGAACGAUAUGUCGCAAUUUCGCAUGAAAUUACAUUUGGAAAGAUCAAAUAACUUUUUUAAUAAUCGAAUUGUAUCAAAAAUACGUGAAUAUGUCAUGCGUAUCGUUAAGAUUGUUGUACAAAGUAAUAUCUAAUCAUCUCAAUCCAUUGCAAGUUUUCUAUUCUCGAUUGUAUAACUCUGAUUAAAGACAUAUUGAAUUUGUCAAGUGACAAAUGUAUUAAUCUAAUUACUAAUUUAGCCGGUAUUUAACGCGAUAAUUGCUUACAAUAUAUAUACAUAUAUAUAUGUAUAUAUUGUUUUCGUUUUUGUUAUCUUCAAAUUAUUUUUUUAAACCAUUGCGUUGCGAAUUCAAUAUCCAUUUGAUUUGUUCAAUUCGACUCAAACAUAUAUAUAAAUGUAAUAAAUCAUUCAAUAAAUGAUACACGAUUUGAAAAUA